AUAAACAAACAAGGCACCCUACGUCCUUGACAGUCGCAACCAGGCCAAGGCCGGCUCGGGGCCUUAUUAAUAAAUGACUCCCCUAGGCCCAAAGAACGCCGGCCUCAGUUCUUGGGGGGUUGGGAGACGGCCACCGCGCGUCGAGGGGCUUCCUCCGCCUCGUCCCCCUCGCGCGGCCCGCAGGGUUUGUGAUGGGAUCUCCCAGGCGACGGGCUCCGCACCAAGAUGGCGGAGGAAAAGGACCCGGAGAGUACAGAGGCAAUAGUGGCAGAACUUCAUAAGAAGAUCAAAGAGGCGUUUGAAGUGUUUGACCAUGAAUCGAAUAAUACAGUAGAUGUAGAGGAAGAAGAACCCACUGGGUACAUUCGAUUUGAAAAAUUUAUUCCAGUGAUGACCACAGUACUUCUAGAAAAAAGAUACAGACCAAUUGCUGAAGAUGUCCUUUUGCGAGCUUUCGAGGUUUUGGAUCCAACUAAACGUGGGUUUCUGACUAAGGAUGAACUAGUCAAGUACAUGACUGAGGAAGGCGAGCCUUUUUCCCAAGAGGAAAUGGAAGAAAUGUUGUCUGCUGCAAUUGAUCCUGAAUCAAACACCAUUAAUUACAGAGACUACAUAACAAUGAUGGUGAUAGAUGAAAAUUAAAUGCUCCAAAGACUUCUUUUUUCUCCUUUUAAGACAACUGUAAACAUUCAAUUUCUAAUUGAAAAGAUACUUUGAAAAAUUGUCCUAAUUUUUACAUUUUAUCUUAAAAUUUCUAUAUUUAGUGUCUCAUGAUAUAAUUGUUUCAAGGUAUUUUGUUUACUAGAGAUGAUCAAUUUAAAACAUAAAUUUUUUAGAUGACCAGCUUUAUGGACAGACAAGUUGAUUAUUUAAAAGGAAUUAUACAGUAUUUUAAUGUUAAGUGCAUCCUUGCUCAUUUUUCCCAACGAGGCCAAUGAUACAUUGAAAUUAAUUAGACAGAAAAUAGAGAUUGAUCCUAACCCCCCAAGAUUUGCCAUAGAAAGCUUUUGCAGGGCAGGAUGGCCACAGACUAGAUGUGAGUGGCAGUGUGGUGAUGGCUCCUUUCAGAGCAGCAGUAAACACUUCAGCAGGCAGAAUAUGGAGGGAGAGCAACUGGAAUAACUAUUAAUAAUUGAUUUCUUAUGAAUGCCAAUUACAAAUCUCAUUUGAGAGUCUAAUAACUUGGGGUAAAAUUGAAAAUUGCUCAUCCAGCAUGUUGCCAUUUAUGGAGUAGUUGAAGGAGGUGAGGUAAUUGAAUCCAGAGAGAGGAAGACUGAAUGGAAACAGAGAAUGGCAACUCCUUUUUUGUUCUUUACAAUUCUCACCUAUUCAGAAUAUCUGUCUUGGGAGUAUUGUCCUGGGUACUGAGUGUAUUCAUCUGUUGUUACCGGAAUGUAGUAUCUGAAAGGCACUGACUCCCAAAGAAAGCAGUUCAAUUAGCUCCCAGUUAUAGAUGGUCAAGGUCCAGGCAGCAUUGUGCAGGCUGAGCGAGGGCCACCCUUGCAUGCACCUCACCAAGGUGCAGCUAGACAGACAGAAGCACGUGGUGGUGCAAGCAAGAGCAGGGAGGCUGGGAGGGAGGGCCAGGCCUGCUCCUUUUACAAUGGUCCUCUCAUAAGAAUUACUUUUCAGGCUAGGGAGAUGGCUCAAGGGAUAACGUAUUUGCUGAGUGUCAUUAGAUAACGUGCUGGAAGCUGGAGAUGAGAGAUGGAUAAGCUUCUAAUUAAUCAAGGUCACAGUUUACUGAGGGAGGCUUGCAAGUCAAUCAGCAACCACACAUUCAGGGGACUGAAGGUUACACAAAAGAAGCAAGAGUCAGCCUGGUGGGGGUGAGGAUGGGGGUGAGGGUGCUUUCUGGUGGGCAGACUCAAAGAGGUAGUAACACAUGUCUUAGAAACUUAGUAGUUCUUAAGUUUUGACAGUCAUUCUUUGAGCAGUUUACUUCAGAGCAUGUCAGCAGCAGGACAGCAGAUCAAACCCCCAGAGGUGUCAUGAAACACAAGAAUCUGGGAAAUGAAAGUAUGGUUCCUAGAUAUUUGGAACCUGAUGAGAGAUGAGAGGUCGGAGUGGGAGACAGCAACCAUAUGCUCAGAGAUAAUGGGCUAAUUGGGGUUAAGGUUUCUGUGUUUGAACGUGAACUUGAUUCUGAAAAAUCAGAGAAAGGAGUUGGAGUUGUAAAUAGUCUGAGAAAUCCUGUGAAGGUCAAGACCAGAGGCGGGAGACCAGCUGGUAGGCGGCUUGGUUGGCAGUAAGAGCUGGGCUAGGGGAAGUCAAGCACAAGUCCUCCUAAGUUUCUGCCUGGAGCACUUGGUAAGUGAUGGUGGCAGCCAUUCGGAUAAGAUGCCCAAGGCUUGGGCUGCUAAGCUCGACUGUGGUCCUCUCUGGCUUAAGAACUGGUGGGAGGGGGCUGGGGAUUUAGCUCAGUGGUAGAGCGCUUACCUAGGAAGCGCAAGGCCCUGGGUUCGGUCCCCAGCUCCGAAAAAAAGAACCAAAAAAAAAAAAAAAAAAAAAAGAACUGGUGGGAGAUAGAAAGAUCAACUGGAUAAAUAAGGGGACAUCUGUGAGAGACAUGGGCUUUGAAGUUGUCAGCAUGUGGUGUCCUGG
This is a messenger RNA of Rattus norvegicus (Norway rat), 2604 nucleotides long. It is a transcript of the gene Drc8, whose product is annotated as dynein regulatory complex subunit 8. Gene Ontology annotation, molecular function: calcium ion binding. NCBI's taxonomy places the organism in Eukaryota, Metazoa, Chordata, Mammalia, Rodentia, Muridae. Gene Ontology annotation, cellular component: organelle. The record is from RefSeq and is marked validated.